AUGGGGUGUGCACCAAUUCUGCGGAUGACACAACGCACAGGGCAACCUGGUGAGACGGAGGAGGAGGUGGUCCAGGACUCAAACCACAGUGACCACAGCGUCCAUGUGGCAGACAACGAGGAGGGCAGCCAGAGAGAAGAAGUAACAUCAGGAGAGACAGAUAGUCAGCAAACAGUUGAACCCAGGGUACAGAAUGCUGAAAGCACUCAGAGAAAGGCAAGGAUCAAGUGGCCACCAAGUAGUAAAAAGGUAGAAUGGGAGAAGUUUGACCAGGAUGUAGACACAAUCUUAAACACAUCACUAGCAGGAGGCGUAGAUAGAAAGAUACAGGGCAUGGCAACAAUUAUGUACAAUGUAGGAUUGGACAGGUUUGGUGCAGAGGAGGUGAAGAAGCAAGGAGAGGUGACAGCAAAUAAGAACAGAAGGCAGAGAGAGAUAGCCAACCUGAGGAGAGACCUUAGACAGCUGGCAAAACGAUUCCGAGCAGCUGAGGAAGAAGAGAAGGCAAAGUUGUCAGAACUGAGAAACAUGGCCAGGGAGAAGUUAAAGACUUUAAGAAGAGCAGAGAGAAGUAGGCGAAGGAGAAAAGAUCGAGCAAGGGCACGAGCCAGAUUCACCGCCAAUCCAUUCAAAUUUACCUCACGGCUGUUAGGUAAAAGAGGCUCAGGAGUGUUAAGAGCAGGAAAGGAGGAAGUAGAACAACAUCUGAGAGACAUGCAUAGUGAUCCAAGGAGGAAUGAAGAUCUAGGCGGGAACGAGAAGCUGAUACAACCAGAAGAACCUGAACAGCUGUUUGAUGAUGCAGAGCCCAGGCUGAGUGAGGUCAACAAUGUCAUCAGGAAGGCCAGAGCAUCAUCAUCACCUGGACCCAACGGCAUUCUAUACAAGGUUUAUAAAAAUUGCCCAAGGUUGACUAAGAGGUUAUGGAAACAUCUACGAGUGGUGUGGAGAAGAGGAAAGUUGGCUGACAGCUGGCACCAGGCAGAGGGAUGCUUUAUACCAAAAGAAGAGAACUCGGAGACACUCAAGCAGUUCCGAACUAUUUCCCUGUUGAACGUGGAAGGGAAGAUAUUUCUAGCAGUUCUAGCAAAGAGAAUGACCACCUACAUGCUAGACAACCAAUACAUCGACAUAGCAGUGCAGAAAGGAGGGGUACCAGGUGUCUCAGGGUGCAUUGAACAUACUAGCAUACUUUCACAGAUCAUCAGAGAGGCUAAAGAAUUGAAAGGAGAAUUAGCAGUAGUUUGGUUAGACUUAGCAAACACUUAUGGAUCUAUGCCUCAUAAGUUGGUUCAGAUGACGUUGGAGCGGUAUCACGUACCAGAGAAAAUACGAUUGUUGCUGCAGAGGUACUUCGACAGAUUACAGCUAAGGUUCACAGUCCAAGAUUUUACAACAUCGUGGCAACGUCUGGAAGUAGGGAUUGUGACAGGGUGUACCGUGUCUGUGAUUCUUUUCUCGGCGGCUAUGAACUUGAUGGUGAAGUCUGUGGAGAAGAUGAGCAGAGGACCUUGGAUGAGGGCAGGUGUACGUCAACCCCCUGUCAGAGCAUUCAUGGACGACAUGACCAUUAGCACAAAGACCAUCAUUGAAGCUAAAUGGACCCUCAAAGAGAUCGAGGAAAUGGUUAACUGGGCUCGGAUGAAGAUCAAACCAACAAAGUCAAGGAGUCUCGUACUAAAGAAUGGAAAGAUGCGGGAGCAUAAAUUCCAGGUAGGCGAGGAGAUUAUUCCAAAAGUGUCAGAAAAGCCCGUGAAGUGUCUUGGGAAGUUCUUUGAUGACACCUUGGGUGACACCAGGAAUGUAAGAGAGACAAGCAAACAACUCGAAGGAUGGAUGCUCGCUUUAGACAGAAGUGCUCUACCAGGGAAAUACAAGGCUUGGAUUUACCAACAUGGAAUACUUCCAAGAGCACUUUGGCCUCUACUUGUGUAUGACGUGCCAUUGACUACAGUCGAGGCGAUGGAACGAUCUGUGAGCAGUUACCUUAGAAGAUGGCUCGCAGUCCCCAGGAGUUUCAGCAGUGUGGGAUUGUAUAGCUCAGGUACCAAGUUACAGUUGCCCAUCACAUCAGUAGUGGAAGAGUACAAGGUCACGAAGGUUAGACAACUCCUAUUACUACGAGACAGCAAGGAUGUCAAGGUACGGGACGCCAAAGUGAAGAUCAAGUCAGGUUGGAAGUGGACGGCGAAGAAGACAGUGCAAGAGGCAGAGUCACGUCUGAGGCACGGAGAUAUUGUUGGCAGUGUGGCAGUGGGAAGGCAGGUACUGGGUGUGACAUCGAGGACGAGAUGGGGAACAUCGUCUGAUAAGGAGCGGAGGCAGUUGAUCCAGAAGGAGGUACGCUCAAUGGAAGAGGAUACAAGAAUGGUCAGAGCAGUGGGAAUGAAGAAGCAGGGAAGUUGGCUGAACUGGGAAGGAGUGCGCCAGAAGAAACUGUCCUGGAAGGAGAUAUGGAGUAUGGAACCCCAAAGACUGCAAUUCCAGCUGAAGUCUGUAUACGACGUGUUGCCGACACCAACCAAUCUUGCGACAUGGGGUAUAACAGACGACGCAAACUGUAAGCUUUGCGGGAGGCCAGCAAACCUGGACCAUACCUUAUCUUCUUGUUCAGUUGCCUUGGCAGAUGGGAGGUACACGUGGCGACACGAUAAGGUCUUGUCUGUCCUUGCAGAUACACUGGAGAGGAGCAGGAAGAAACCAAGGAAAAAGAAAAGGGGCCUGCGAUUUGUAAACUUUGUCAAGGCCGGGGAGCAGACUACGAGAAGCACAGUGGAAGGGAGCGGAUUGUUAGGAACAGCAGGAGAUUGGCAAAUGAGAGCAGACCUCAAGGGCCGCAUGCAGUUUCCACAAGAAAUAGCAGUUACCAAUCAGAGGCCAGACAUCGUCCUGUGGUCUACAUCCAUCAAACAGGCUGUUCUUGUGGAGUUGACCGUGCCGUGGGAGGAGAGAAUUGAAGAAGCCCACGAGCGGAAGCGGAACAAAUACCAAGAUCUAGUAGCAGACUGUCAACAGGAAGGGUGA
Molecule: messenger RNA, 3024 nt
Organism: Pecten maximus
Lineage: Eukaryota; Metazoa; Mollusca; Bivalvia; Pectinida; Pectinidae
Exons: 1
Coding region: 1-3024 (1007 amino acids)
Source: RefSeq, a predicted model, not a curated record